AUGUCCCACAUACCGGAGACCGGCGCGUCGGCCGCCGCCCCGGCCGAGCCCACCAAGGAAGACAUCAUGGCCGCUGACGGCUUGGCGCAGGAGGACCAGGACAUGGCGGACACCAAGGCGGCCAACACGGUCGUCGGGUUCGCCAAGUCGGCGGCCGAGACGGAGCAAAAGAUGACCCUGCUCGAGGGUAUCCGGCUGUACCCCAAGGCGAUUGCGUGGAGCAUGCUCAUCAGCACGUGCAUUAUCAUGGAGGGCUACGACGUGUGCCUGAUCAACAACUUUUACGCGUUCGACCAGUUCAACCGCAAGUACGGCACGCUGCUGCCCGACGGCACGUACCAGGUCUCGGCGGCCUGGCAGAGCGGCCUGAGCAACGGCGCCAACUGCGGCGAGCUGAUCGGCCUGCUGCUCAACGGCUGGAUCUCGGAGCGCUUUGGCUACCGCUACACGGUCAUUGGCUGUCUCGUGCUCGUCACGGCCUGGAUCUCCAUCUUCUUCACGGCCAAGAACACGGCGGCGCUGCUCGUGGCCGAGAUCCUGUGCGGCAUCCCCUGGGGCGUGUUCCAGACGCUGACCAUUACGUAUGCGUCCGAAGUGUGCCCCGUGGCGCUGCGCGGCCACUUGACGACGUACGUCAACGCGUGCUGGGGCAUCGGGCAGCUGAUUGGCAUCGGCGUGAUCAUGGGCGUGCUGGACCGCACGGACCAGUGGGCGUACCGCCUGCCGUACGCGCUGCAGUGGAUGUGGCCGGUGCCGCUGAUGGUGGCCAUCUUCUUCGCGCCCGAGUCGCCCUGGUGGCUGGUGCGCCGCGGCCGCAUCGAGGACGCCAAGCGGGCGCUGCUGCGGCUGACGUCCAAAAAGGUGCGCGAGGGCCGCCAGGCGGGCGGCGACCCGACCAACCCGGACGCCGAGCGCUUCGACCCGGACGCCACGAUUGCCAUGAUGGUGCACACGACGGCGCUCGAGGCCAACGCGACCAAGGGCGCCAGCUACCUCGACUGCUUCCGCGGCCACGACCUGCGCCGCACCGAGAUCGUCUGCAUGGUGUGGGCCAUCCAGAACCUGAGCGGCAAUUCCUUUUCCAACUACUCGACGUACUUCCUCGAGCAGGCCGGCCUGACGUCGCGCAAGGCCUACGGCUUCGCGCUCGGCCAGUACGCGUUCAAUGUCGUGGGCGUCAUUGGCGCCUGGUUCUUGAUGUCCUGGGGCAUCGGCCGCCGCUCGCUCUACCUCUACGGUCUCUGCGGCCUCUGCACGAUGCUGUUCAUCAUGGGCUUCCUGGGUCUGGUGCCCGCGUCCCACCGCGACCAGAGCUCCAUCGCCACCGGCAGCAUCAUGCUCGGCUGGGCGCUCUGCUACCAGCUGUCCGUCGGCACCGUCUGCUAUUCGCUCGUCGCCGAGAUCUCCACCCGCCGCCUGCAGAUCAAGACGGUCGUCCUCGGCCGCGUCCUCUACAUCAUCGUCGGCAUCGUCUGCGGCGUCCUGACGCCCUACAUGCUCAACCCGAGCGCGUGGAACUGGCAAAACUAUGCCGGCUUCUUCUGGGCGGGCAUCUGCUUCCUCUGCAUCAUCUACACCUACUUCCGCGUGCCCGAGCCGACGGGCCGCUCGUUUGCCGAGCUCGACGUGCUCUUUGAGCAGGGCGUCAGCGCCCGCAAGUUUGCCACCACCGAGGUCGACGUCUUCUCGCGCAGCAUGAACGUCGACGUCCUGCGCAACUACAAGGAGCAGACCGUCGACCACGUUGAGCGGCGGUCAGCGGCAGAGGCCUAA
Molecule: messenger RNA, 1773 nt
Organism: Sporothrix brasiliensis 5110
Lineage: Eukaryota; Fungi; Ascomycota; Sordariomycetes; Ophiostomatales; Ophiostomataceae
Exons: 1
Coding region: 1-1773 (590 amino acids)
Biological process (GO): transmembrane transport; carbohydrate transport
Cellular component (GO): membrane
Molecular function (GO): carbohydrate:proton symporter activity
Source: RefSeq, a predicted model, not a curated record